AUGUUUCAACGUGGUGUUCGCGCUCUCGCUACUAGUCGGCCACUUCUUCAAUCCUCGCAAGCCAUAAAAUCGCCCGGUCAUGUCUGGCUCUCCGGUCAAAUCCCAGCUGAUGCAAAGGGAAACCUCAUAAAAGGAUCGAUGACCGAACAAGCUCAAGCUAUCAUUAGGAAUACCGAAGCUAUUUUACUUGCAGCAGGAUCGUCCCUGGAGAGCGUGGUCAAGGUUGUGGUCUAUGUUAAAGACGCAAAAGCCAUGCCUGAGUUCGCCGCAGUCUAUGAUCCUGUAUUCCCGCAUAAACCGGCGCGAUCGAUGGUCGAGGUAUCCAAUUUACCAGCCGGGGUUGAUAUCCAGAUUGACUUCAUCGCGGUGACCACAUCGCCUAAUCUCUAA
This is a messenger RNA of Aspergillus affinis, 390 nucleotides long. Its product is annotated as RidA family protein. The coding region runs from base 1 to 390 and encodes 129 amino acids. The transcript has 3 exons. The record is from RefSeq and is a predicted model, not a curated record. Gene Ontology annotation, molecular function: deaminase activity. Gene Ontology annotation, cellular component: cytosol; mitochondrion. NCBI's taxonomy places the organism in Eukaryota, Fungi, Ascomycota, Eurotiomycetes, Eurotiales, Aspergillaceae.